Symbiodinium natans is the source of this 1326-nucleotide messenger RNA. The record is from the annotation of a GenBank genome assembly. NCBI's taxonomy places the organism in Eukaryota, Dinophyceae, Suessiales, Symbiodiniaceae.
AUGUUUUUGUCUUAUGCUAAGAAGUUCAUUCUACGACAGGCGCGUGUGGCAGUGCGGGCCAGCCUGGAAGAGGAGCCUUGCAAGCACAAUGAGCUCACAGCAAGCUUCCGGCACUAUGACCGCGAUGGAAGUGGUGAGCUGAGCAUGCAAGAGAUCUAUGGCAUCCUGGAGGAGUUUGGGAUGCUGCCGCGAACAAAGAGUGAGCAGCAGGAGAUCGGCCACGUCAUCGAGGAGCUGGACAGGGACGGCUCCAAUAGUUUCGAGCUGAUGGAGUUCCAUGACUUCUUCCAGAUGAUGAUGGAGCAAGUCAGGUUGUCUGAGCGAAAGCAGGAGCAUGAACUGGGCGUGAGCCUGGGCAUCUCUGACGAGAAGUUCUCCUUACUUCGAAGGACUCUGAGAGAGCCUUUUGAGGAGCUUAUGAGUCUCAACGCUAAGCGGUCCCGUCGCGCUGAGAAACGUCAGCCAGUAAAGCAAACGGAGCUCUGUGCCUUCUUUGCCGAAGGCAAGUGUACCCGUGGAAAUCGUUGCACUUUCGCUCACGGAAUUGCACAGCUACGCCCACGCCCUGAUCUCUACAAGACAAGGCUGUGCUCUUCCUACACCCUGUUGAAACGCUGUCCAUAUGGCGCCAGUUGCACUCAUGCUCAUGGUGAAGAGGAGCUGCGCCCAAUUGGAGACAUUCCAGAUCCAGAGGUGCACGGAUUCAGCAAGGAGGCCUCGUCCACGGCAUCUGGAGAUACCGACUUGGAGUUGUCACUGUCCUCCUUGGUGAACCAGUUCGGCCUGCCAAAGACCCGCGAGAGUGCUCCAGCCAACAAGAUGAAGUAUGCCGAUUACAACCCAGCCACCGCAGCCCCGUAUCCGGUCACGACUCCCGACUAUGACUACAGUGACUACAGUGACUACACACCAUGGGGAAGCGUCCCGAAUCUGCAUCAGAUACAGGCAAACGCGCAGGCGAUGCAGUUCUUGGCUGCCAGCGGGGAGGACCUGGAUGUCUUUGGGCCCUCGGAUGGAUGGAACGGUGCCUCAGAUGGGCCUGGCGCACUGCAUGUCGGCUCCUCACUCGUCCUCUUGGGAGGAAGACGCAGGUUUCAUCUACGGCAGCUCAUUGACUCCCCACUCACGGACGACGACUUGCGGAUCUACAUGCGGUCUGUGCAGACAGUGCCUCAUCUGCUAAGCGCCGCUAAGUGGUCUGGGGGGAUCACAGGGCUGCCUGGGCAUUUUCGAGCGAGGUCACACGAGGUCAACCCAACAUGGUGGAAUCAGAAGCUAUGUCACGUUUUAGCUGGGGAGGAUUUGGGCCCUAUUCGCCGCAGAUAA